Funneliformis mosseae is the source of this 513-nucleotide messenger RNA. NCBI's taxonomy places the organism in Eukaryota, Fungi, Glomeromycota, Glomeromycetes, Glomerales, Glomeraceae. The record is from the annotation of a GenBank genome assembly.
AUGGAUCAAGUAGUAACGAGAUUGAAAGAGAUCGUGAAGACUGCAAAUCAUCAAAUUAAUGAUCCAGGUCUUAAUUUUAAUUUCGGCGUUAUUUCUGACAAGUUAUUUUUUAUGUUGCAGUACUUUUAUAAGAUGUAUUCUUCUACAAGUGAACCUGAAGAGUCUUUGGAACAGCCAACUGAUUCUUAUGCUUCAAGUAGUUAUGACAAGGAAGAGUCGACUGAAUAUGUAACAAUAGAAUCAGAUAGGCAACAAGAUUCGAUUAAUAUUAAUGAUGACGCAUUGCAAGAAGAUCUAUCAAAAUCCGAUCAGACUUUUACAGAAGAGUCAACUGAACUUGCAACGAUAGGAUCAAAUGAGCAUCGGGAUCCGGAUAAUAUCAUAUCGCAGGAACAUUCAUCUCAACCCGUUCAGAAUAUUGUAACGAGAAGCUCAGCCGAAUAUGCAACAAUAGGAUCAGGUGGACAACCGGAUUCAAAUAAUGAGUCAAAGUUUGGUGACGUUAAUUGGUGA